Molecule: messenger RNA, 692 nt
Organism: Paramecium tetraurelia
Lineage: Eukaryota; Ciliophora; Oligohymenophorea; Peniculida; Parameciidae
Exons: 2
Biological process (GO): mitotic cell cycle; microtubule cytoskeleton organization
Cellular component (GO): microtubule; cytoplasm
Molecular function (GO): GTPase activity; structural constituent of cytoskeleton; GTP binding
Source: RefSeq, a predicted model, not a curated record
AUGUCAGGAGUUACAUGCUGUCUCAGAUUCCCAGGUCAAUUGAACUCUGACUUGAGAAAAUUGGCAGUCAACUUGAUCCCAUUCCCAAGACUCCACUUCUUCAUGAUUGGAUUUGCUCCCCUCACAUCCAGAGGAUCUCAAUAAUACAGAGCUCUUACAGUCCCAGAAUUGACAUAAUAAAUGUUCGAUGCCAAGAACAUGAUGUGUGCUGCUGAUCCAAGACACGGAAGAUAUUUGACAGCCUCAGCUCUCUUCAGAGGAAGAAUGUCCACAAAGGAAGUCGACGAAUAAAUGCUCAAUGUUUAAAAUAAGAACUCAUCUUACUUCGUUGAAUGGAUUCCCAACAACAUCAAAUCAUCCAUCUGUGAUAUCCCACCAAAGGGUUUGAAGAUGGCAGUUACAUUUGUUGGAAACUCCACUGCUAUCUAAGAAAUGUUCAAGAGAGUCGCUGAACAAUUCACUGCCAUGUUUAGAAGAAAGGCCUUCUUACAUUGGUACACUGGUGAAGGUAUGGACGAGAUGGAAUUCACUGAAGCUGAAUCCAACAUGAAUGACUUAGUCUCUGAAUAUCAAUAAUAUCAAGAUGCUACUGCUGAAGAAGAAGGAGAAUUCGAAGAAGAAGGCGAAUAAUGAUAAUCUUAGUGAUGUUUAUCACAAAAUAUAUAAAUUACAAACAACCUAAAUUUUUAUUU